GUCUGGGCUCCAGUUACAUAAGAUAAUAUGGCGGCCCGAUUGAAUCGUAUAUCGUGUAGUACUCGAAGUUUGUGUUCUUAUUCCAGGGCAAGGAGAGCGAGAAGAGAGCCAGCAAACGAUGUCAUUGAUCGAAUCAUUCGCGUGGACCAUGCCGGUGAAUUAGGAGCGGAUCGAAUAUACGCAGGACAAAUGGCAGUCCUUGGCAAAUCCAAUAUCGGCCCAUUGAUCAAGGAGAUGCAGGAACAAGAAAAACUACACCUUCAAACUUUUGAGAGCAUGAUCCAUGAGCGGCGUGUUCGACCGACACUUCUUACUCCUCUAUGGAACUCAGCUGGAUUUUUACUUGGUGCUGGUACGGCUAUGCUUGGUAAGGAAGCUGCCAUGGCCUGCACAGAAGCAAUCGAAGAAGUCAUUGGAGAACAUUAUGACAGUCAACUAAGAGAACUAUUAUCAGAAGAAGGAGCAAUGGAGAAACACAAGGAUCUGCUACAGACUCUUCAACAAUUUAGGGAUGAGGAGCUGCAGCACCUUGAGACAGGACUCGAAAAUGGAGCAGAGCAGGCACCGAUGUACAAGACUCUGAAGAAUGUAAUACAAACCGGAUGUAGAGCAGCAAUAUGGGUCGCCGAAAGAGUAUGACGCUAUAACUGUCAGGUUGAUAUAUAGAUAUAAAGAAGGUUGGACUCCCUGACAAAAAGGCACAUCGUCGUAUCCCUUAGGUAUAAAUUGACCUUUUCCUCAGGCUUUUUAUAGGUCAGCUAGCUCAAGGGUGUCUCGAGCUGGUUGUGAUAAAAAAAAUUGAUACGCUAACAUACUCUCAUUUUUUCCAUAGCUCAAAAUAGGUGACAAAUAAAGUCUAGAAAAAAUACGUCAAAAGCUCGAGAUCAAAUUUCAUCCCAACUUUUGCUAAAUACAGUCUACACUUGCUAUGACGGACACCUUUGGGGUAGUAAUUUACACCUUUUUUAAUCCUUUAACCUUUAAUUAGGAUAAUUGCCCCUAGCAAGCUAAUCCGGCAAUGAGCGGUCGACGACCAAGGACCAACGGAUAAAAAAAAAAAAAAAAAAAAAAAAAAAAAAAAAAGUUGACUACAACAACAGAAUAAAUAAAUAAAUAAUAAUAAAUAAUACAUAAAUAACAAUACAAUCAAGUAAUAAUAAUGAUACACAAAAAACACAUUAAAAACAAUAAAUAAAGCAUACGAUCAUUGCAGGAUUAGCUCGCUAGGCAAGGCCGCACGAAAUUGUGUUACAGUUGAUAUAUUGUUAAAGCAUGAUUGAGACAGUGAGUUCCAAACUGGAACAGAUCUUACAUAGAACGAAAACUUGUAACAAUUUACUGCUGGUGUUGGAUGGUCAAACUGGAAACAAUGACGGGCACUAGCCCUAGUAGCAUAAUUAAAGUGUCUCAGCUUAAUGUCAGUGGGAAAGUCAAUGUUUACGUGAUGAAAAUUAACAUUGUAAAAUAAAGAAAUAUCAUUUACCACUCUA
Nematostella vectensis (starlet sea anemone) is the source of this 1490-nucleotide messenger RNA. RefSeq names its product 5-demethoxyubiquinone hydroxylase, mitochondrial. The transcript is spliced from 6 exons. The record is from RefSeq and is a predicted model, not a curated record. The coding region runs from base 28 to 639 and encodes 203 amino acids. Gene Ontology annotation, molecular function: 3-demethoxyubiquinol 3-hydroxylase activity. Gene Ontology annotation, cellular component: mitochondrial inner membrane. Lineage: Eukaryota; Metazoa; Cnidaria; Anthozoa; Actiniaria; Edwardsiidae. Gene Ontology annotation, biological process: ubiquinone biosynthetic process.